Molecule: messenger RNA, 876 nt
Organism: Trichoplax adhaerens
Lineage: Eukaryota; Metazoa; Placozoa; Uniplacotomia; Trichoplacea; Trichoplacidae
Exons: 8
Coding region: 1-876 (291 amino acids)
Source: RefSeq, a predicted model, not a curated record
AUGGCUGUUCAUUACGGUUAUUUGAUCAUGGUAAUUUUGCUACCAGUUAUAUCACAAGUUAUUACAGCGUCUGCCAUGAAAGAGGACAAUCGCUUAAUCUAUCAAAAUCGAUGCCCUAAAGAUUGCACUUGCGACAAUUAUCAUGUCCGCUGUAAUUCUAUUUUGGAUUUUUCAUUAUCUUCAUUACCUGCAGAUGCAAAGAUCGUGAUUUUCAAAGAAAAUUUUCCUUGCGAUGCCGAUGUUCUAAAAUUAAUGAUGUUAUUGAGACUUGCAAAGGCAAGACCCCUUCGAAUUGGGUUGGCAUUAAUUGAUCUCAAGCAAUUGGACUUUUAUCCAAAGUCUCCAUUUGAAUCUCGAGGUUUGCGUUUACGACGUGCUACUCCUAAAAAUCUCUUCAUGCAAGCUAUAAUUCUCGGUACCUGUUUUAGUGGAGGACUUGCACUUGUAAUUCUAAUUUGUUGGCGUAAUCGAAUGAAGAGAAAACUUCUGGAUCGAAGUGAGGAAAAUUCGACUAUUAAUAAUACAAAUGGCGAGAAUAAUUUGCAAGUAUUUCCUUCAACUCCUAUAGCGUGCGUCUAUAGUGAUACUUCUGAUCGGACUCAGAUUGGUAAUUCUAAUGCAGCUACAUCCACUGACCCACUUGCACAACCAGAAGAGUUUAGGAAUUAUGAGUCUACUAGCUUUAAUCCUGAAAUUUCGAAAACAGCUUAUAAAGAGUCAGAAAUAGCUAACGAACCCCCUCCCUAUCACUUGAUUUUAUCAUCGAAAUGCAAAGCUGAAUUAGUAUCAGAAUGGGAUAAUAAGCGUAUCAAAGGUUGGAAAGAUAUGCGUCUAUUAGCCUACUUUGUAAUUCAUUUGGAUGUUGUGCUAUUUUAA